Messenger RNA from Orcinus orca (killer whale), 7905 nucleotides. RefSeq names its product Rh family B glycoprotein (gene RHBG). Gene Ontology annotation, cellular component: plasma membrane. Gene Ontology annotation, biological process: ammonium transmembrane transport; ammonium homeostasis. Gene Ontology annotation, molecular function: ammonium channel activity. The record is from RefSeq and is a predicted model, not a curated record. NCBI's taxonomy places the organism in Eukaryota, Metazoa, Chordata, Mammalia, Artiodactyla, Delphinidae. Bases 5008 to 7134 code for a protein of 708 amino acids. The transcript is spliced from 11 exons.
GUUAAACCAUGAACGCAAAUCCUUGGUGAAGAGGGUAAGCCAUUAUCGACCUUUGUUUCCCUGAGGUUCUGAGACUCUUAGAGCUAGAAAAGGCCGUCGUUGUGCAUCAGAAUCACCCAGAGGGCUUGUUCCAUGCAGACUGCUGGCCCCGCUUCUGGAGUUUCUGAUUCGAAUUUUACUGUUCAGAAAUUGAUCACAGACCCCCCACAGGAUCGCAAGAAUUGCACCACUGAAGCAGAGCUGCUGUCAGGCCUUGGGAACUGAGACUAUAUCUCAUCCAUCUUGGCAUCCUGAGAACAGAGCAUGAUUCUGCUCUGUUUGAUGGUGAUGGAACGUGGAGGAUAUUCCUCCAGAACCUAGCACGUAGCGUAGCACCUGGCACAUAGCAGGAAUGCAAACAAAAUGUAUUACAUGAGUGGAAAACAUUUUAAUUUGAUAUCACUGCCUUCUGACAAACUUUUUCCCCAAGGUAUUGUCAUUUUCAUUUUACAGAUGAAGAAACCUUAACAAACACAAGUAAUCUGAUUUUGGCAAUGUUUUACAUGGAAGUUAUUUUGGUGAGCCUCUGGGGACAGAAAGCCAUAUUUGAUUUUACCAUUGGCUGUAUGUAAACACAACAAUAUUUUGUAUGGUGCCACUGUGGCUGUGGUUUUUGGGAAAAAAUGAGGUCUGGGAUUUUCCAUCCCCAGAAAAUGAGUGCUGACGAGUUCUCUAGUAUAGUUUCUUUUUCUAGUUUCAUACCAGACUGUUAGACAAAAAGGAAUCCCCCUGUUCCACCUUACCUGUGAAAUUAGGCCAGAUCUCAUGGUAAGCCUCACUUCCUCUGGGAAGCCUUCGCUGAUCACCCCCAGCAUGGGUUGGAUCCCCGUAGGACCUGUCUCCCCCACUAUCACCUUGGCAAUGCGAUUGCCUGCUGAUUCACUUGCAUCCCCCCCAGAUAGACCUCCCACCCCCACCCAGGGAUGUAUCUCGUUCCACUGUAUCUCCAGCCCCUAGCACCGUGUCUGGCACACAGUAGGUGCUCAAUAUAUGUUUGUUGAAUGAAUGAAGGCUCUGCCUUCUCCCAAAUCUCCUCUAUUCAAGAGUUGUGUUACAGGGGCUGCUGGUCUGAUGGCCCUUUCUGAAUAUGCUUGUCCUAGGCCCCAGACUCUGCUGGUCACUGCCUCCAGCCGAUGACAGGAAAACACAUCAAGUCUGUGUCUGCCCCCUCCAUCCUUUCCUGUCCCCAGAGGCACAUGUGCCCAUAGUAUGUUGGAGUCAGCAACCCAUUUGCCCUCUCUGCUCAGCCAAUCAGAACAAUAAUAACCAUAUCUGUUGACUGCUUAUGAAAAUGCCAGUGCUCUACAUCAAUUAUUUGUAAUCUUCAUAACACUUCCACAAAGGGAAUAUUAUUACUCCUAUAGAUAAGGAAACUGAGACUCAAAGAGAGCUCAACAAUUUGCUGAGGUCACACAGCAAAGAUGUAUUGAAUGAAGGAAGGAAUGAACAAACAAGUGUCUUACUGAUUCUGGUGCUUUGCUGUUUUUCUCUUUUGUUCCUCAUAAACACUGGGGAUAGCUUGAUGGAGCAAAAGGACCCAAUUGGCUUUGGGGAUUCCUGAGCCAAGAGAGCAGAGAAUAGGGAGGAGGUGACCCCAGUAGAGAACAGCUCCAAGCAACCCCGAGUUACUCAGUAACCCAAACCCUGGUCCCCGUGGACAGCCUGGCCAGGCUGGGCCAGGGCAAGCAGCAGACGCCAGUUCCCCUUGGCCACCCUCAAGUGCCCAGCUGGUCACAGCUGGAAACUGGAGAUGGAAGGUCAAAGAUUGGGCAGACCCCAGGCCGGGCAGGAUGGGAGCUGGUGACAAAGUUUGGGCCCUGAGAGGAGGUCAGGGGUGGAGGAAGGGGUGAGAAGUGAAGCCCCCCCAUUCCAUCAGAGUUUUCAGGGCCAGAGAAGGCAGGAGGAAGGGCCAGGGGCCCUGACAGCACUUGGCAAUCCAAAAGAAAACCAUGGACUGAGAUUCUCCAUAGUGGGUGGUGGGCCAGGGGAGCCCUCACAGGUGUAGGCCUGCCAGGAGAGCCCUCAGAAGGGGCGGGUGGGCCAGGGGGACCCUCAAAAGGGGAGGACUGUCAGGGUUUUGCUCUCUGUUGGACCAGGGGUGAUACCAGAUGGUACCCAUUAGUUGUUAAAAUACCAAGAUCCAGGGCUUCCCUGGUGGCGCAGUGGUUGAGAGUCCGCCUGCUGAUGCAGGGGACACGGGUUCGUGCCCCCGUCUGGGAAGAUCCCACAUGCCGCGGAGCGGCUGGGCCCGUGAGCCAUGGCCGCUGGGCCUGCGCAUCCGGAGCCUGUGCUCUGCAACGGGAGAGGCCACAACACUGAGAGGCCCGCGUACCGCAAAAAAACAAAACAAAACAAGAUCCUCCUAUAAAGAUGGUACUUAGCAGUUCCCCAAAGGUCUCCAAGUAUGCCCUCAAGAGGUUGGCCCAGCUAUCCUGGCCCUUCUAGGAGGCUCCCUCUAGACCUCCCACAAUCCAACAAAUAAAGGGUUGACACCUGCCAGGUCUGGAGGCAUCCAGGACCCAACCAUGUUACACGUGUGGCUAGAACCUCAGGUCACAGCCUCAGGACCUGGCUUAGCGUUGACGCUAAGUGAAUAUUCGUUGAAUGAAUGAAUGAGCAACAGAGGAGAGGGAAAAUCAAAGAUUCAGAGGAAUUCAGAGAGACUAAGAGAGACAACAGGUGAAUAGAGAUGGAGGAGGCUGGCAUCAGGGUGGAGGCUCCCAGAAGAUGCUGGGAAGGCCCAGCUCACUCCUUCUUUCUCUCUCGCGUUCUGCUGCUUUUGAAGACUCUUCCCCUUAAGGGCCUGUCCAGUCCCUGCCUGUGCAACCCAGGGCAGCCCCUGCUCCCAAACAGGGCUCAGGAAGCAGGCUGAACUUUUGGGGCAGAAGGCUGGACCUGGGAGGAUAACCCAGAUGCUGAAUUAUCUGAGAAUCAUUAUCCAAAGGCUGCUGACCAGACAUCUUCUCCUCCCCCCCGCCCCACGCCACCACCUGCAGAGGAGCUAGAAAACAGCCAUCUUGCUGACCAAGAAGUGAGAGAGAGUCUCAGGGUCAGGGGCCACCGAAGGCCAGAGAGGCUGCUCAGCCUGGUAGAGCAGUGCUAUCAGAGGCAGCUACCACCCUCCCAUGCCUGCCUGGCUGGGCACCUAGAAUCCAACUGUACCCCAGAGCCCAUGCUGGGCCAGAGGAUCAGGACCCUGAGGGGAGGUAGGGAGGAGGUGAACUGGGGAGAGGGCAGAAGGGGAAGCAAGGAGGAGGGUCAGGGACCCCUGUCACUCCUGUCCCUUCCAAUUCUUGAGAAGGGGCAACCCCCAUUCCUAGGAGGAGCCCUACCCUGCAUCAGAUCUGGGCAGUGGCUGGUCCCUGUGGGCCUAGGCCACAUCCCCUAAGAAUGGCAGCUCUUCCUUCAGGCCGAGGUCUGAGACAUCUUUGCAAAUACCCACAAGUCCCUCCCACACAACAACCCCUUCAGACAGCUGGGGUUAGGCUACGGGCAUUGUAGACAGAGGGCCUUCCCCACCACCAGCCCCACUGGCCUUCACGUUUUCCUCUUUGAAGCCCCUUGUGGCCUCUGGGAGUCAGAACCAAUAAUGUGAGGGUCCUCCAUCUGUUUAGAGGUCUCCAGGGGCCCGGCACCCACUGGGUAGAGGCCACGUACCUCUGCCUGCUGAUACCCACCCCUGGCCUCAGUUCCUGAGCACCGUGAACGUGUGCACGGUUUCUGCUUAUGUGGGUCCCCUUCUUGAAACAUCUCCUCUUCUUUCUUUCUUCACUUACUCAGUUUCUAGGUUGGCCUUCCAGGCUGCCUUCAGACACCACCUCCCGGGAAGCAAUUCUCCAUCUUUGUCCCCUCCCUCAUCCCCACUCCUGUGGGUUCUGCAGCCUCUCCUCUAGGCCCCCAGAGCCUCUGUGAUUCCCAGGGUCACACAUUUACCCCAGUGGUAAUUUAGUUCUCUCCUAAGUGUCUCUCUCCCAACUGGACAUUGGCUCCUGGAGGGAGGGGUCAUCUGGUUCAUCUCUGAAGCCUGGUUCACAGUAAGUGCUCAAUUAACAGCUGCCUCCUCGUUGUCUAUUUACCAGGACCCCAGCAGAUGCAAAUCUUGCUUGUGUAACAAGGGUCUCUUGACUCUUAACUGAGAAGACCCUCCUGCCAUCUAGCUUCCCUUCUUUCCAGCUGCUGGGGCAGCCCAGACCCUCUCAUAUCCACACUGGACGUGCAGGGAACCCAAGUGUCAGUUGGCCCCUGCCCAGCCUGCUCGCAGGUCCAGCCUUCUGACCUACAAGUAUGGUGGGAUGCAGACGCGGGUGAGGAGGCUGAGGCUUGGGAGUGGGGUAAGGAACUCAACUGUUGAGGCUCAGACCUCCCCGGCCAGGUUAAUCAUCAAUGCCUAGAGAGCCGGCUGUUCUUUAUCUCCGUUCCCUAUCGCCUUUUCAGUUGGGCAAAAGAUUGAGUAAUCCCUCUCCUCUCUCUUGUAUUAACCCUGGAGGGGUUCGGCCAGGGAAGUCUGAGCCUAUAAGGCCGCUUAUUCUUUGGGAAACACUCUCUAACAGCAUGUUUGAGGGGGCCGGUGCCCUCCCUUCUUCCUCUCCCCCACCGCCCCCUGCGGUCCCGCAGCUGCGCCCCAGCAGGCAGAACAUAGGGCGCCUCUCUAGGGUCAUUUUCAAGGACCUGUCCCAACCGGAACGGUGCCAGGGUCAGCUGGCCCAAAGGAAAGAGGACUUGGGGGUACAAACGCCCCAUCGCCUUCCACUCCUUGCCCCACCUCAGGCCUGGGACGCCGCCCACCCUUCCCCGCCUCCCGGGCUGGAGCCAGGAGCUGCGGGCAGGUAAGCCACCUUGUGGGCGGGGCCUGGCUCCAGUGGGCGGGGUCUGGCUCGAGUGAAACCUACCCGGCCCGCCCGGUGAGUGUCUCCCAGAGCCGCGCGCCAGGAGCCCUAGCCGGAGACGGAGACUCGCAGCCUCUAUCCCAUGGCCGGGUCUCCCCGCCGCACCGCGGGCCGGCGACUGCAGCUGCCCCUGCUGUGCCUCCUCCUCCAGGGCGCCACCGCCAUCCUCUUUGCGGUCUUUGUCCGCUACAACCAUGAAACCGACGCUGCCCUCUGGCACUGGCACAACCACAGUAACGCGGACAAUGAAUUUUACUUUCGCUACCCAAGCUUCCAGGAUGUACACACCAUGAUCUUCGUGGGCUUCGGCUUCCUCAUGGUCUUCCUGCAGCGCUACGGCUUCAGCAGCGUGGGCUUCACCUUCCUCUCGGCCGCCUUUGCCCUGCAGUGGUCCACACUCGUCCAGGGGUUCUUCCACUCCUUCCACCAUGGCCACAUCCAUGUAGGCGUAGAGAGGGCUGCCCUCACUUGCAACCCCCUCUCACCCUCCCCAUCCCAACCCCCCAGCAUGAUCAAUGCUGACUUCUGCGCUGGGGCUGUGCUCAUCUCCUUUGGUGCCAUACUGGGCAAGACUGGGCCGGCUCAGCUUCUGCUCAUGGCCCUGCUGGAGGUGGUGCUGUUUGGCCUCAACGAGUUUGUGCUCCUUAGUCUCCUCAGGGUGAAGGAUGCAGGAGGCUCCAUGACUAUUCACGCUUUUGGUGCCUACUUCGGGCUGGUCCUCUCCAGAGUCCUCUAUAGACCCCAGCUGGAGAAGAGCAAGCAUCGCCAGGGCUCCGUCUACCAUUCGGACCUCUUUGCCAUGAUUGGGACCAUCUUCCUAUGGAUCUUCUGGCCUAGUUUCAACUCUGCACCCACUGCGCUGGGGGAUGGGCAGCAUCGGUCGGCUCUCAACACGUACUACUCCUUGACUGCCAGCACCCUCAGCACCUUCGCCUUGUCAGCCCUUGUUGGGAGGGAUGGGCGGCUGGACAUGGUCCACAUCCAGAAUGCCGCACUGGCCGGAGGGGUUGUGGUGGGGACAUCGGCUGAAAUGAUGCUGACACCCUUUGGGGCUCUGGUAGCUGGCUUCCUGGCUGGGACCGUCUCCACACUGGGGUACAAGUUCUUCACGCCCACCCUUGAGUCAAAACUCAAAGUCCAAGACACGUGCGGUGUCCACAACCUCCACGGGAUGCCUGGGGUCCUGGGAGCGCUCUUGGGGGUCCUUGUGGCUGGGCUGGCCACCCAUGAAGCUUACGGAGAUGGCCUUGAGAGCGUGUUUCCACUCCUAGCCAAGGGGCAGCGCAGCGCGACGUCUCAGGCCAUGCACCAGCUCUUCGGACUGUUUGUCACACUGAUAUUUGCCUCUGUGGGUGGGAGCCUCGGAGGGCUCCUGCUGCGGCUGCCCUUCUUGGACUCCCCGCCAGACUCCCAGUGCUACGAGGACCAGGUUUACUGGGAGGACAUUUGCAGGUUGUCCCCAGAAGAGGUUGGACCAGAGAUGCCUGCUCUGAAGGGGGCCCUCUCUCUCUCUCUGGCCUGGAUUUCUGGAGCUCUCUGGGCCUGCUCUGGAUGGUCUUUGGAAGGUCCCUGGGCAGGACCCAAGCAGACCCAUCCUGGCUCUGAGGCUGAGAGAGGAAGUGGGCUUUGUUGUGCUGGGGCAUCGGCUGGAUUCUUAAGUUCGCUUUUCCCACCCUGCUCGUCUUGGCAGGGGAGCCCUCAGCUGGAGAAGAUGCCCCCCCCCACCCUAGUGUCCCCUCCUCCCCAGCUCAGCACCAUCCAUCUCCGUCUCCCCAGAGCGAGGAAUGUGGCUCCGGGACACUGCGGGGCUUGUUCCCAAUCCCCUUCUAGCUCAUUUCACUUGGGCUUUUACAGGCGCGCCUUCAUCCCACAGGCUGCUGUCUGGGUUCUGGCUCUGACGGCGCAGACAGAGAUCUCCCCUCCUCCCUGCAAUUCCUCACGCUUCAUUUUGUCCCAACACCAUCUGAGGAGGCUACGCCGUGGGGGGUCAAGGAGCCCUGGUGUGGGAGCCGGUGGGGGCAGUGUCCCCCUUCUUCCCAGCCCUCCAGCCACUCAGCUGGCCUCUGCUGGACCCUACAGCUGCACGGUAUCUGCAAGCUAUGCACAGGGUCUGCAAGCCAUCCAUCCCCUCACUAGCAUUCCUGUCUGCGCCCCGCAAGCCUCGAUUAUUGGUGGAAUUAGUACCGGGCUUCUUGUUGGCAGUUGCUAAUUAAGACCAUUUUUAAACGUGGUUAUUAAUGCUGCAGAGGGCUGUAGCCGCCGGCAUCUAUCACCCGCACCACUGGCGAGGUGCUGGCUCAGGAUGGCUCCCGCCUGCCUCCAUGUUGCCCCACCAGGCUUCAGGUCUUCGAGGCAAGGGUUGGUGGGUACAGAAGUUCGGAGGGGGUUUAACUGAGCCUUCCAGAGAAAUGGAGGGGCCGCCUUCACUCCAGGGUGCCCCCAAACUGGAACCGUGAGUGUGUGUGUUGGUUGGGGGGGGCACUGUGUGAGCCACGUGCUGCCAGUAUCUUUCUUCCCCAGAAUGUUCAGGGCUGCGUCAGGAUGGAGCUCAUGAAGACUCUAGGGAGAGCUUGGGCCAUCCCCUAACGUGCCCCUCUGCUCUCCAGCAACCCAAAUACCGGCUCUGCCUUGAGCCAGGUGAGGGGGACCAUUUCAGUGAGACCCUCCAUAUAAAAGGGGGUGAUGCAACCGAGUGGAGCACUUACCUCACAGUUUGUGGGUACCUACCAGGUGCCAGGCCUUAGGGAUCCUCUCAUAAAUAAAUCACCCUUCCAGGGCACUGUCCCAAAUCCCUCCAGACUGGCUGAGGUCUGCCUCCUCUGUAGACCCCCUCACCCCCUUUCACGCUUCAGCUAGCCUCGCAGUGUGUUGUAACGAGCUAUUCAUUUUUACCUGCUCACCCCCACUGGACCACGCCUUGCUCAAGGACAGCGGCUGCAUGUUGCUUACUGCAAACAGUAAAAGUCUUUGUUGAUUCAGC